Molecule: messenger RNA, 1598 nt
Organism: Drosophila willistoni
Lineage: Eukaryota; Metazoa; Arthropoda; Insecta; Diptera; Drosophilidae
Product: WD repeat-containing protein 74-like
Exons: 3
Coding region: 90-1364 (424 amino acids)
Biological process (GO): ribosomal large subunit biogenesis
Cellular component (GO): nucleolus; preribosome, large subunit precursor
Molecular function (GO): protein binding
Source: RefSeq, a predicted model, not a curated record
CAGAGUGCAUCCCUGGUUUGUGGUUUGCAUUUUUUGGCGCUGCACGUGUUCGGUUUGUUUUGAUUUAAUAAAAACGUAUUUUAAACAAAAUGAAGUGGACAACGGCAAAUGUAAAGCAUCAUAAUUAUACAGCCAAACAUGAAAUCUAUGUGGGCACACACACAGGAUCCUUUAAACAUUUGUGUCCCGCCGAUGAGAAGACUCCCUAUGGCCAGAGCAAUCUCAGUGACAUUAAAUCAUUGGAUAAGGAAUCGAGAGUAACUACCUUGUCAUUUGGUAAUGACCAGCAAACGGAAAUUUUAUUAGGAAGAGCCAAAAACACAGCCGAGAUAUGUCCACUGGCCAGAGCAGGAAGUCCAGGUGUUGUUCAAGUUGACUUCAAAGCCGCUCCCAUAGUCGGUUUGGCACGUUAUAAUGAUAGACUCAUAGCCGGCAUUGCCAAUGGACAGAUACAAAGUGUGCUACUUGAUUCCGAAGAAGAUUCAGAGGAAAAUCUUAUCUCUGCUGGCGAUGAAAUGGACCAUUUGCGUCAAUGCACGCAGGCUAGGCAUAUUGUGGCCACUGGUGGCAAGGGGAGACAGAAUAAUUUGAAGAUCUUUGAUCUAGCUGCCGAUGGCAAACAAAUCUUCUCGUCCAAGAAUUUGCCCAAUGAUUAUCUGCAGCUGGAGGUGAACGUAUGGGACAGCGAUGUGGGUUUCAUGGAUUCCCCCCAAGUGGUGGCCACCUGUUCGCGUUAUGGCUAUGUCCGUCUCUACGACACACGCAAACAACGACGACCAGUUGCUCUCUACUCGAGCGAGGAGCACGGCAUGAGUUUUGCUACCCUGGUGGCCCAUGGUAACUACAUCUACACGGGCACCACAAUGGGUGCUCUCAAAGCCUUCGAUACGCGCCGCAUGAAGACCCAUGUGCAUACCUACAAAGGCUUCACCGGAGGCAUUAGUGAUCUACAUUUGGAUAGCAGUGGCAAAUACUUGAGUUCCGCCAGUUUGGAUCGCUAUGUGCGCGUCCACGAGGCGGAAUCCACUGUCUUACUGUAUCAAUGCUAUGUCAAAUCAAAGGCCACCAAAAUUCUUAUACGUCCAGCUGAGGAAACUGAAAAGGAGGAAACUGACAAUGAGGAUGACGAUGAAGAGGUGGAACAACAAGUGGACAAGAGGAACAAUAAGCAAAUUAAGACAACUCCUGUUGAUGAUGAAUAUGAGGAUAUGUUUGAGCAAAUGCCAACUGUGGGCGAUGAAGAGGACAAUGAGGACGAGGACGAUAACGACCAGGCUGAAACAACAAAAAAACAGCAACAACAAAAGAAACGUAAAGCUUCUAAACAAAUACUGCAAAGUAAAAAGAAAAAAACAACUAAAUAAAUGUCAAUGUUAAAUAUUUAGUUUAAACUUUUUAGUUUUACAUACAAGUUUUAAAGAAAUUAUUGUAAUUAAGUAAAUAAUUUGUUAAUUAUUUCCAAGCCUUUUUCGGCAUUUGAUCCUUUUGCAAUUGAUAAUUUACAUAGAGUCGAUAAAUGCAAUAAUAGAAAAAUUCCACAACAGAAAUCAUGCUCAAGCCCAGGCAAAGAUUGAAAAUGCCACCCAAAUCGGCUACAA